ACAGACGCUCGCCCCAGCUUGCAUCGUCCUCCGACUCCGGCUCAAUUUCCACUGUAUCGUCAAGACCUUUGCCGCUCCCCGAGUAUGCAGGUUUUCGUUUGGGUGAUCUCCCUGCUCUCUUUCGGGUUUUUGGUGUCGGCCGCGCCGACCCACGGAGACUUCCCGGUCGUGUUUCGAGCUGGAAAGUAUGUGGUUGGGAAAGUGCUUCCUGAAAGUCAAUUACCUCCGAUCCGUCAACCCACUAUUAACCGAACCUGGCAGCGACGUCCUAUCAUGGGCAAGGCAUAUGCGGCAUCCUUGUCCUCGUAAUUCCUAGACGUCUUCAAGGGUCGACUCUAACCCUUUUUGCCGCGAAAAGGGUUGGACUAUGGUCAUCUUCCUAUGCAUUUCUGGCCAUUAUACCACUACCUAUUCACCGUGAUACGCGACGCGACACGUUUCCACCAGCGACCAGACUUAGAUGGGGUUUUCGGGCGAGAGGGGCGUGUAUCGAUUCUUUGGCUGCAUGGUUCAUUUGUGGCAGCUUCUGGGGAAAGGAGGCCAUGCAUUGCGCGGGACGCGAGAAGGGAAGGCUAGGGGCUGUGAUGCACAUUGUACUUUGUUUCUUGUUUCGGAGAAUUCGUGAACUCUGACGUAUUUCCUUUGGAUCACAUCUAUUCUCU
Stereum hirsutum FP-91666 SS1 is the source of this 662-nucleotide messenger RNA. RefSeq lists its product as uncharacterized. The transcript is spliced from 3 exons. NCBI's taxonomy places the organism in Eukaryota, Fungi, Basidiomycota, Agaricomycetes, Russulales, Stereaceae. The record is from RefSeq and is a predicted model, not a curated record. Bases 85 to 309 code for a protein of 74 amino acids.